Drosophila kikkawai is the source of this 1918-nucleotide messenger RNA. It is a transcript of the gene CAH2, whose product is annotated as Carbonic anhydrase 2. Gene Ontology annotation, cellular component: plasma membrane. Lineage: Eukaryota; Metazoa; Arthropoda; Insecta; Diptera; Drosophilidae. Gene Ontology annotation, molecular function: carbonate dehydratase activity; zinc ion binding. The record is from RefSeq and is a predicted model, not a curated record. Gene Ontology annotation, biological process: one-carbon metabolic process.
UCGACGAGGCCCUAACCGCAGUUGUGUGACCGCGUUCGGCGGGCGAGCACGGAAAAAAGACAGUAGUGGGACAGUGUGGAACGGGAAUACCUCGCCAAGCCGUCGGAUUUGUGGUCUGCCUUAAAAUAGUUACAGUUCGUAAAUUAGCCGCAAUCGGUGACAGUGCCCCAAAAGCCUGAUAAGGCGGUCAGAGUUCCGGGAAAAGUGACUCCGAGUCGCAGCGCAACCAUGCGGAGGAGGUGUAAUACCCUGGCAAUUGUCAUUGCCCCGAUCUUGAUUUGUGCCUUGACAGUCCUGGCCCAGGACUUUGGUUACGAGGGCAGACAUGGACCCGAGCACUGGAGCGAGGACUAUGCCCGUUGCAGUGGCAAGCAUCAGAGUCCCAUUAACAUCGAUCUGGUCAAUGCCGUGGAGAAGAAGUUUGAAAAGCUGGAGUUUUUGAAUUUCCAUGUGAAGCCCAAGAAUUUUCAAAUGACAAACAAUGGCCACACGGUGCUGGUAAAGCUAACCUACGACGAGGACAAGGUGCCGAGUGUGAGGGGAGGUCCUUUGUCAGAGAAGACCCUAUUGGGUUACCAGUUCGAGCAGUUCCACUUUCACUGGGGCGAGAACGAUACGGUGGGCAGUGAAGACCUGAUUAAUAAUCGUGCUUAUCCUGCUGAGCUUCAUGUGGUCUUGAGAAACCUCGAGUAUCCGGAUUUUGCCAGUGCUCUGGAUAAGGAUCAUGGCAUUGCCGUGAUGGCUUUCUUCUUUAAGAUUAACUACCGUUCCUCUGAUGGAUAUGAGAAGUUUGCAAAGUUACUCCCUCAGAUCGACCGGAAGGGCAAGUCGGUGAACAUGACGGAACCAAUAGCCCUGGGAGAAUACAUUUCCGAAUACUUGGACAGCUACUAUAGCUACACGGGUUCAUUGACAACACCGCCGUGCAGUGAGGAGGUUACCUGGAUCGACUUUACAGAGCCCAUAGACAUCACUGAGAAGCAGCUAAGUGCCUUCCGCCUGCUGACCGCCAACGAUGACCAUCUGAGGAACAAUUUCCGCCCCAUUCAACCCCUCAACGAUCGCACGCUGUACAAAAACCUAGUGGAGUCGCCGAUUUACAACAUGGGCUCCAUACCGUUCGUCAAUGCGGCCAACGCAGCUGGCAGGUGGAAACCCCACUUCGUGACCGCCCUGCUCCCCGGAUUCGGCCUCUUGACCCUGCUAAGAGCCACCGUUUUCAGGGGUUUUUAAUUAGAGCUCUGCGACGAGGAAUCGAAGGUUAAAUCGUUAAAUGCCUGGCAUGCGCGGUUAGGCGUCCAAUUAGGCGCUGCAAUGUACAUGUUCUGCUCCUGCUCCAAGCCGGCAUUGUUUGUUGUUCCAAGCACGAGUCCCGUCCCUUUCAGUAAUUUCCUUAACACGGGGUCCUGCCGGCAGGACACUGUAUAUACCGAUGGAGACAAACAACGUGGCGGGGCAGGCGGAGUAAUUAUUAAAACGGAACCUCAGCUGGCACGAUACCCUACUCAUCAAUUAUGCAGCGCCUCUCGCCAGGACUGUCAAUCGCAUUGUAUUCGUAUCCGCAUCCGCACCCCAAUCCGUCCAAAGAGGACUUUGCGUAUCCAUCUCCUCGGUGCGUAGGGAGUCGUCCGCCUGGCAUUGCACAUUGUGAUUUUAAAGGCUUGACGCACAAGCAAAUCUUUAUAUUCGUGUAUUCUAGCUUUAGGCUUUGGCAAACAUUAAGCUGUAAUGAAAUGUAUUUGUUUUUUAAAUUAUAUUUGCAUGAGUUGCCGUAGCGUGUAACGGCUUUAAGUGAAGUCACUUGUUUUAAAAGCGAUAGCUUAAAUCAAAUAAAUUCUAUAUUUAAUGUAAACAAAUUGUCUACGUUAAGUGAGUUACUAAAAGUCAUUUUUUGCAAUAAAACUUUUUGUAUACAUAA